ACAAACACGGGCUUCAUCAAUCGCAGUAACAAUUGGAAUUCGGUUUGGUCUACCAGCAUGGCUACGGUGUGUGAGGUUUGUUAUUCUACCAAAGGCACGGAAUAUUUAGAUAUUCAUGAUAGCGAGCCGGUAAUACUGCCCAUCAUUUCGAAACAUCUGCCCUGUGUGAUGUUGGACGGUAUCGAGCAUCCACAGAUAUGUGUGGACUGUUGGAGUACUUUGGAAAGCUUCGAGCGAUUUUACCUCUCUGUAGAAGAGCUGCAUCAACCCCAACCGGACAGUUCCGAUGAGGACGAGCGUGAUGAAAUCGUCACCGUGCAUGAAGCAGAUUGCAACGACACAGUUGAGCUGGAAGUAUCGGAAGUAGCGUAUGAAACGGAGCAGCUCGAUAAUGCGGCAAGUGAACCGAUACAUGCAACCGACACCCAAAUGCACAGUACAGAAAGUUCCCCGGAAGAUGAGGCAGAAGAGCGUGAGAUAAUUGAUUUCUAUGGCCCUUUGAUUUGUACGAUCUGCGAAACGGAUCGUAUCGAGGUGCAGUACAAAAGCUUCGCCCUUCUGAAACGACAUCAGCGGAAGGUUCAUCGCAUCAGCCGACCCAGUCUAACGUGUCCACUGUGCACCAGGCGGUUGUACUUCCGCUCUCGACUGCUGCAGCACAUCGCCAUGCACCGUAAUCCGGAUACGUUUCGUUGUUCCAUCUGCGGGGAGGUUCAUCAGGAUCUGGCGUUUCAUCGCAAGGUGCAACAUCAUACCAAGCGCCUGGAGUGUCCGAAAUGUGGCAAACGCUUCUCGGUGCGCAAUCGGUUGAUGGUACAUUUGAAGAUUGCACACGCACCGAAGGACUCUGAGUGCGGUGUGUGCCACAAGUUGUAUAGUAAAUAUUUCAUCAAAACCCAUAUGCGUGCAAUGCACGGUGGAUCGGAGUAUGUGUGCGAAUUGUGCGACAGGACUUAUCGCACGGUAGCGAUGCUAAACAAGCACAAGGCGCAGCACGCUGAAGAGCCAACAGAAAGAUCCAUCGAGCAGCAGCAGCAGCGGCAGCGUUAUAUACGAAGGAAUCAUACCUCAUGUGAAUCAUUUAAAUGUGAACGAUGUGGAAAAUCAUUCCGCAGCAAAGCAACAUUAAACUCCCACGUGGAGCGAACGUGUCCCAGCACCCAGCACGUGUGUUCGACGUGCGGUAAGCCCUUUAAAACAAUUGGCAAACUAAACGAACAUGCGGCUAGCCAUAAGGACCGGGUGGUGUACAUGUGUCAGCUUUGUUUGGACAAUUUUGCCAGCAAAUCGCAACUCUUUUCCCAUCAACAAAUGGUACACGAGUUGAAACUCGAUUGAAAUGUUA
Molecule: messenger RNA, 1345 nt
Organism: Anopheles coluzzii
Lineage: Eukaryota; Metazoa; Arthropoda; Insecta; Diptera; Culicidae
Product: zinc finger protein 121-like
Exons: 3
Coding region: 58-1338 (426 amino acids)
Biological process (GO): regulation of transcription by RNA polymerase II
Cellular component (GO): nucleus
Molecular function (GO): zinc ion binding; RNA polymerase II transcription regulatory region sequence-specific DNA binding; DNA-binding transcription factor activity, RNA polymerase II-specific
Source: RefSeq, a predicted model, not a curated record